UCACAUUUUGGAUUGGACCAACCAAGUGGUCCAAGCCCAUACCAAUUGCUGCCCAACAGACAAUCCAUAUCGUACACUUGUACCCUCUGCCUGAUUUUCCUAUCCUAUCCAGCCUAGUUACCCAAGUGCCCAACCCAACAAAUCGAAAAUAACCUCCUAAAUCAUCUAAUCCAUCUCAAAACAUCGAAUCCAAUACUAUUAUAGCUUACGAUAAACAUUUCAUCAACACAUAAACCCAAAAAUCCGACAAUCGGUAAUAAUCCAUAAUCAUCGAGUCUAGAUCUAGCUACUUAUUUUGUUUUGGUUCCCCUGAUUUGGUAAAACUUAUUCUUGCACCUCCUAAUAUUUGUUCAAAUCGCACGAAAAAAAGCUACCCAAUUGAAAGAGAAGAACGAGAGGAAAAAAAAAAAAAAACACGAGAGAGAGCGUGGAGGUCCACUUCGUCGCAUUCCCCUUUCAUUUCGGUUGCACCUUAUAAUUUCUUCUUCUUUCUCUCGCGCUCAUUUUCUCUCUUCUUUUUUCUCUCUCCUAUUUUCCGAUCGAUUCAUCGUCUUCUUUGAUUUUCCGAUCAAAUUCAUCAUCGGAUUCACAUUGCCGGAUCAUUUGCAACGGUGUGCAAUUUCGAUUAAUUAUUAUGAGUGAUUGUUAGGUUAAAAGUAGUGAUAUAAUGGAGGAAGAGGAACUCAAACAUAUAGAUAUUUCUGAGGAGGACUUAGAUUUAGAUGGAAAUGGAGGUGGUUUAAUUGGAGGUGAAGAAGCACAGUCAUCGCCAUCUCUACUUAACUAUGAUAGUGUGUUCCGUCAGGAUCACGUGAGUCAUACAUCUGAUAGCUUUAUGGCAUUGAGUGUUGAAGAGGAGGGGUUUGAGCAAGUAGCUUUAAACGAUCAAGAGGAUAGUGACGGUGGACUUUGUGAUCGUGAGGAUUCAGGUGUGUCACUGGCUUCUGACAAUGUGGUAAGUACACCUGGUGGGGUGGAGAAAGCCGAGGAAGUAUUAGAUGGAAGUUUUGUAGAUAAUGUAGAGUUGAGACAAGAACUUGAUAGUUCAAGUGUUGGUCAUAUGAGAAGUUCCUCUUCUACUAAAAAUGAUGUAGAUACUGAAUCUGAAAACUCACCUAUUGUGUCGCAGCCAAAAUUAAGGCCGAAAGGUUCCAUGUCCACUGUGUCACCUGAGCUAUUGCAUCUGAUUGAUUCUGCCAUCAUGGGAAAGCCAGAAAGCUUGGAUAAACUUAAGAAUAUUGUCACUGGUGUUGAGGCUUUUAGUGAUGAGGAUAGUGAUGCAAUGUCUUUGCUGGUGAUUGAUUCACUUCUAGCUACGAUGGGCGGUGUUGAAAGUUUUGAAGAUGAUGAAGGUAAUAACCCCCCUAGUGUUAUGUUGAACUCUAGGGCUGCCAUUGUUGCAGGCGAGUUGAUACCUUGGCUUCCUUGUGCUGGUGAUAGUAUGGGUGUAAUGUCCCCUCGAACGCGGAUGGUUAGAGGAUUGUUGGCUAUACUACGGUCAUGCACAAGAAACAGAGCAAUGUGCUCGACAGCUGGUUUACUUGGUGUUCUUCUAAGAUCCGCUGAGAGAAUUUUUGUGUCAAAGGGUCAGUCUAUGGAGCAGGUUGAGUGGGAUGGUAUGCCUCUAUGCUAUUGUAUUCAGUAUUUGGCUGGUCAUUCUUUAAGUGUGGUUGAUUUGCAUAAGUGGCUUGAGGUUAUCACAAGGGCUCUUACUACUGUAUGGGCUCCUCAUUUAAUGCUUUCCCUGGAAAAGGCAAUCGGAGGAAAGGAAUCAAGAGGUCCUGCUAGCAUGUUUGAAUUUGAUGGUGAGAGCUCUGGUUUGCUUGGUCCUGGUGAAAGUCGUUGGCCAUUCACCAAUGGGUAUGCAUUUGCAACAUGGAUUUAUGUAGAGUCAUUUGCAGACACAGUAAAUACUGCAACUGCAGCUGCUGCCAUUGCUGCUGCUGCUGCUGCCACAGCUGGAAAAUCAUCGCCAAUGUCUGCUGCGGCUGCUGCAAGUGCACUUGCUGGUGAAGGCACUGCACACAUGCCAAGGCUUUUUAGUUUCUUAUCUGCUGAUAAUCAGGGUUUGGAGGCAUAUUUUCAUGCUCAGUUUUUGGUGGUUGAAUUUGGUACUGGCAGGGGAAAAAAGGCUUCACUGCAUUUUACUCAUGCUUUUAAGCCGCAAUGUUGGUAUUUCAUUGGUUUAGAGCAUACUUGCAAACAGGGUUUACUUGGCAAGGCAGAGAGUGAGCUGAGAUUGUACAUUGAUGGGUCUUUGUACGAAACUCGCCCUUUUGAGUAUCCUCGUGUUUCUAAGCCACUUGCAUUUUGUUGCAUUGGGACAAAUCCACCUCCUACAAUGGCAGGGUUACAACGUCGUCGUCGUCAGUGCCCCCUUUUCGCUGAAAUGGGACCUGUUUAUAUAUUUAAGGAACCAAUUGGACCUGAUAGAAUGGCUCGUCUGGCUACUAGGGGAGGUGAUGUGCUACCCUCUUUUGGCAGUGGGGUUGGGCUACCUUGGCUGGCAAUGAGUGACCAUGUACAAAACCUGGCAGAAGAAAGUUCGCUACUGGAUGCAGAGCUGGCUGGAUUGCUACAUCUUCUUUAUCACCCGAGGUUGCUCAAUGGACGAUAUUGUCCAGAUGCUUCUCCAAGUGGUGCUGCAGGUGCACUUCGCAGACCAGCUGAAGUGCUUGGACAAGUACAUGUUGCUUCGAGGAUACAGCCAGUGGAUGCAUUAUGGGCAUUGGCGUAUGGUGGUCCAAUGUCGUUGCUUCCUCUAACAGUUUGCAGUGUAAAUAAUGAUAGUUUGGAGCCUGAACCAGGGAACCUUACUUUAUCUUUGGCCACUGCUGCUCUAGCUGCUCCAAUAUUUAGAAUUAUUGCCAUGGCUAUGCAACACCCUAAAAACAAUGAAGAAAUAUGUCGUGCAAGAGGUCCUGAGGUUUUGUCUAGGAUCUUGAAUUAUCUUCUGCAGUCAUUGUCUUCAUCUGACGGUAAACAUCAUGAUGGCGUGGGAGAUGAGGAACUUGUUGCUGCUGUUGUUUCUCUAUGCCAAGCUCAGAAACAUAACCAUGCGCUCAAGGUGCAGCUUUUCAGUACGCUUUUACUGGAUCUUAGGAUUUGGAGCUUGUGCAACUAUGGACUGCAGAAAAAACUAUUGUCAUCUUUGGCUGAUAUGGUUUUUACUGAAUCGUCUGUAAUGCGGGAUGCCAAUGCUAUUCAAAUGCUUCUUGAUGCAUGCAGAAGAUGUUACUGGAUGACUCGCGAAAAGGACUCAGUCAAUACUUUUUCUCUAAAUGAGGAAACGCGUCCUAUUGGUGAAGUGAAUGCUUUGAUUGAUGAACUUCUAGUAGUAAUUGAACUUUUAAUGGUAGCAGCACCACCUACACUAGCUUUAGAGGACAUGCGUUGUUUGCUUUGUUUUCUAGUGGACUGUCCCCAGCCCAAUCAGGUUGCUAGGAUUUUGCACCUUAUCUAUAGGCUAGUGGUUCAACCAAAGGCAUCACGUGCUCAGACCUUUGCUGAUGCUUUUAUAUCAUGUGGUGGGGUGGAAACACUGCUUGUUCUUCUGCAGCAUGAAGCAAAGGCUGGUGAUCAGGAUAUGUUUGAAUAUCCUAUUGAAAACAAUGAGAAGGGCUCGUCCGUACGUGGGUCUGAAGUGGCUCAUGAUGAUGGAGUAUCAGAAAGUAGUGAUGGUAGAAAUAUUGAAUCAUUAGAAGAGAAGCAACUUGCAUCUUUGGGUGAGCCGGGAUCCGAGUCCCUUAGCAGUAAAAAUGGGGUGGAUGUUGAAUUACAGAACACUACUGGGGAACUAUCUACACGAAGGUCUGUGGAGAGAAUGGCAUCUGCUUCAGAAAUUUUUUUUGCCAAAAAUGUGGGUGGAAUUAAUCUAUCAAUCAGCGCUGAUAAUGCCAGGAAUAAUGCUUAUAAUUUUGACAAAAUCGAUGGUGUUGUUGUUGGAAUCAUCAAACUUCUAGGUACUUUGGUUGCAUCAGGACAUGUAAAAUUUAAUUCCAAUACCCCAUCGUCAGCUGUUACCGGCAGUUCUGGAUUGCCUGAUACAGGUGGCUCUAUGUUUGAUGAUAAGGUUUCUCUUUUACUUUUUGCUCUGCAAAAGGCUUUCCAGGCAGCCCCAAGAAGACUUAUGACUGCUAAUGUGUACACAGCUUUACUGGCAGCCUCAAUAAAUGCUACUUCGACUGAAGAUGGUUUGAACUUGUAUGAUUCUGGACAUCAAUUUGAACAUUUACAGCUUUUGCUGGUUCUCUUAAGGUCACUUCCCUAUGCAUCUACAUCAUUGCAAUGUCGAGUGCUCCAGGAUCUUCUGUUUUUGGCUUGCAGUCAUCCAGAUAACCGGAGCUUUCUAACUCAAAUGGAGGAAUGGCCUGAGUGGCUUUUGGAGGUUCUCAUAUCAAACUAUGAGAGAGCUUCAGCGAAAAGCUUGAAUUCUUCAAGUUUGGGAGAUGUAGAAGAUCUUAUACACAGUUUCAUGAUCAUCAUGUUAGAACAUUCAAUGCGGCAAAAGGAUGGAUGGAAGGAUAUUGAAGCGACAAUUCAUUGUGCAGAGUGGCUCUCUAUGGUAGGUGGAUCUAGCUCUGGAGAUCAACGUAUAAGACGUGAGGAAUCAUUGCCUAUAUUCAAAAGAAGACUACUGGGUAGCUUGCUGGACUUCUCUGCUAGGGAACUUCAGGUUCAGACUCAAGUCAUUGCUGCUGCGGCAGCCGGCAUCGCUGCUGAAUUUUCCACACCAAAAAAUGCUAAGGUGGAAGCUGAGAAUGCUGCUCAGCUUUCAGUGGCAUUGGUAGAGAAUGCCAUUGUUAUUUUGAUGCUAGUUGAGGAUCAUUUACGUUUGCAGAGCAAAAUAUGGUGUGCUCGUCAUAAUGCUAGUGGCGCUGUGCCCCCCCUUUCAUCAGCUAGUCAAUCACAUUCAUCAACUGUGGCUGCUGGAGAACAGAAGGAUGUUUUGGGUGACCGUAAAUCAUGGUCUGGUGACACUGGAGGACUACCCCUCGAUAUCCUUACUUCAAUGGCUGAUGUAAAUGGGCAAGUAUCUGCGGCUGUUAUGGAAAGACUAACUGCUGCAGCUGCAGCUGAACCUUAUGAAUCUGUCUCUUGUGCUUUUGUGUCUUAUGGAAGUUGUGCAAAAGAUUUGGCAGAGGGAUGGAUGUUCAGGAGCCGGCUUUGGUAUGGUGUUGGUGUUCCUUCCAAGUCAACUGCAUUUGGUGGUGGUGGCAGUGGUUGGGAGUCUUGGAACUCUGUUUUAGAAAAGGAUGAAAAUGGUUGCUGGAUUGAGCUUGCUUUGAUAAAAAAAUCUGUUACGAUGCUGCAAGCUCUGUUGCUAGAUGAAUCGGGACUUGGUGGUGGUCUUGGCAUCGGCGGAGGAUCUGGUACAGGAAUGGGAGGAAUGGCAGCUCUUUACCAGUUGCUGGAUAGCGAUCAACCAUUCCUAUGCAUGCUUCGGAUGGUGCUUGUUUCCAUGAGGGAAGAAGACACUGGUGAUGAAAGUAUGCUUAUGAGAAAUUUGAAUUUUGAAGAUGCAUCAUCAGACAUGAUACAUAGACACGCUGGGAACAUGACCAUGGAUUAUAACUCUAGAUUGUCUACUAGAAAACCUAGAUCUGCAUUGUUAUGGAGUGUGCUUUCACCUGUUCUAAAUAUGCCCAUAUCUGAGUCCAAAAGGCAGAGGGUAUUGGUUGCAUCCUGCGUCCUGUAUUCUGAGAUGUGGCAUGCCGUUGGAAAGGAUAGAAAUCCUCUGCGCAAACAAUACCUGGAGGCUAUAAUACCUCCAUUUGUUGCAAUUCUGCGGCGGUGGCGGCCAUUAUUAGCUGGAAUCCAUGAACUUGCGACUGCAGAUGGUCUCAAUCCUCUUGUUGCUGAUGACCGAGCAUUGGCUGCAGAUGCUCUUCCUAUAGAUGGAGCUCUUGCCAUGGUAUCUCCAGCCUGGGCUGCUGCAUUUGCAUCUCCACCUGCUGCAAUGGCAUUGGCUAUGAUUGCAGCUGGUGCUUCUGGAGGGGAUGUUCCUACACGUGCAUCAACAACACAGCUUAAGCGUGAUGUGUCGUUGCUUGAGCGAAAAGCAGCUAAGCUACAAACAUUUUCAAGUUUUCAGAGGCCACCAGAAACUCCGAGUAGAUCUCCAGCUGCUCUUAAGGAUAAAGCAGCUGCAAAGGCUGCUGCCUUAGCUGCGGCCCGUGACCUGGAGCGUAAUGCAAAAAUUGGUUCAGGCAGGGGCCUAAGUGCUGUUGCGAUGGCUACUUCUGGUCAGCGAAGAAAUGCAAGUGACAUGGGACGUGUUAAGAGAUGGACUCUUUCAGAGGCCAUGGGAACAGCUUGGAGGGAGUGCUUGCAGCCAGUUGAUACUAAAUCAGUUUAUGGCAAAGACUUUAACGCUUUUUCCUACAAAUAUAUUGCAGUACUUGUUGCAAGUCUUGCUUUGGCUAGAAACAUCCAGCGAUCUGAGAUUGACAGAAGGUCUCAAGUAGAUAUGUUGGCGCGCCACCGUCAAGCUACUGGAAGUCGUGCUUGGAGGAAACUCAUUUAUUAUUUGACAGAGAUGAAGUGUCUCUUUGGGCCAUUUGGUGACCAUCUAUGCAAUCCUGAAUGUGUUUUCUGGAAGCUAGACCUCAUGGAAAGCUCCUCAAGGAUGAGGAUGUGUUUAAGGAGAAAUUACAGAGGCUCAUCACAUGUUGGUGCUGCAGCUGAUUAUGAAGAUAACGAUGCUUCUAAACAAGAUCAACCGAGGGACAUAAGUGCAACAAAUGCUUCUGCCUUGGCAGCUGAAGCAAUUUCCGCUGAUGCAUUAAAUGAAGAUGGUGAGCAUGCUGAUGUCAAUAAUAGGAUGAGUAUUGACUUUGAUGGGGAGCAGCAUGAGGAAAAUCAUUCAAGGCAGUCCGUUGGACAGGAAUCACGAAUGCAAGUGUCAUCAGAUGCUAAUGAUGCUCCAACUACCAGUGGCCAAGGCAUGACAGAGGAUACAUCAGCAGUUGCUCCUGGGUAUCUUCCUAGUGAGCUUGAUGAGAGAAUUAUGCUUGAACUUCCUUGCUCGAUGGUGAGGCCGCUGAGGGUUGUACGAGGAACCUUUCAAAUAACUACAAAAAGAAUUAACUUUAUAGCCGAUAAUAGCGAGACCAGUUCGUCAGGGAUUGAACUGGAUCAUAGUUCAGAAAAUAGAGAUCAAGAAAAGAAUCGUUGCUGGUUAAUAUCUUCCCUUCAUCAAAUCUAUAGCAGAAGAUAUCUUCUGAGAAGAAGUGCACUGGAGCUUUUUAUGCUUGAUCGCUUUAACUACUUUUUUGAUUUUGGGACUAGUGAAGGUAGAAGAGCUGCGUAUCGAGCUAUUGUGAAUGCACGCCCUCCUCAUUUGAACAACAUAUAUCUAGCGACUCAGAGACCCGAUCAGCUUUUGAAAAGAACUCAACUGAUGGAGCGUUGGGCUAGAUGGGAGAUCAGUAACUUUGAAUACCUAAUGCAACUCAACACACUGGCUGGGCGUAGUUAUAAUGAUAUUACUCAGUAUCCAGUAUUUCCUUGGAUUUUGUCUGAUUAUACUUCACAGAAUCUGGAUCUUUCUAAUCUUUCUUCUUAUCGAGACCUUUCAAAGCCUGUUGGUGCUCUAAAUCCUGAACGCCUACAAAAAUUCCAGGAGCGGUAUUCCAGUUUUGAUGAUCCUGUAAUCCCAAAGUUCCAUUAUGGCUCACAUUAUUCAAGUGCUGGAACAGUGCUGUAUUAUCUUGUUCGACUGGAGCCUUUCACCACUCUCUCUAUUCAACUACAAGGUGGUAAAUUUGACCAUGCAGACAGGAUGUUUGCUGAUAUUGCUGCUACUUGGGAGAGUGUUCUUGAAGAGAUGAGUGAUGUGAAGGAAUUGGUUCCGGAGCUGUUUUACCUUCCUGAAACAUUGAUUAAUGAGAAUUCCAUUGAUUUUGGUACCACACAACUUGGUCAAAAGCUAGAUUCAGUUAAGCUUCCUGCUUGGGCUAAAGAUCCUGUUGAUUUUAUUCAUAAGCAUAGGAUGGCUCUUGAGAGUGAGUAUGUUUCUGCUCAUCUACAUGAGUGGAUUGACCUCAUAUUUGGGUAUAAACAACGGGGGAGGGAGGCUAUAACAGCCAACAAUGUUUUCUUUUAUAUAACCUAUGAAGGAACAGUUGAUAUUGACAAAAUUGCCGACCCUGUACAUCAACGUGCCACACAGGAUCAGAUUGCUUAUUUUGGGCAAACCCCAUCUCAGCUUUUGACUGUUCCCCACAUAAAAAGAAUGUCGCUCUCAGAGGUGCUUCAGUUGCAGACAAUUUUUCGGAAUCCAAAAGAACUCAAACCAUAUGCUGUUCCAAUGCCUGAACGCUGCAAUUUACCUGCUUCUGCAAUGCAUGCUUCCUCGGAUUCUGUUAUCAUUGUUGAUAUAAAUGCUCCAGCUGCAUUUGUGGCACAACACAAGUGGCAGCCAAAUACACCUGAUGGCCAGGGUGCACCUUUUCUUUUCCAUCAUGGGAAAGCCACUGCCAGCUCUUCUGGUGGAGGUUUGAUGCGAAUGUUUAAAGGGCAAGCUGGAGCUGUUUCUGAAGAUUGGCAUUUUCCUCAAGCAUUGGCAUUUCCUACUUCAGGAAUCAGAAGCUCGGCUAUAGUUGCUAUAACCAGUGAUAAAGAAAUUAUAACUGGUGGGCAUGUUGAUAACAGUAUCAGAAUAAUAUCAGCAGAUGGGGCAAAGACCCUUGAGAUGGCCAUAGGGCACUGUGCUCCUGUGACAUGCUUGGGUCUAUCAUCUGAUAGCAAUUACCUUGUGACUGGGUCUCGAGAUACUACCGUAUUGCUUUGGAGGAUACAUCGUACAGCUACAUCUCAUUCUUCCAGUAUUUCAGAAUCCUCCACUGCUUCUGGUACAUCUUCAAACAGCAGUAAUGUUUCGGCAAGUAUCUUAAUAGACAAAAGCAGGAAGCGGCGAAUUGAAGGACCCAUACAUGUCUUGCGGGGUCACCUUUCUGAAGUUAUAUGCUGUUGUGUUAGCUCAGAUCUUGGAGUUGUUGUUUCUUGCUCUGAAUCACCAGAUAUUCUGCUGCAUUCUAUUCGAAGGGGCCGUUUGCUCAGAAGAAUAGAUGGUGGGAAGGCUCAUUCUGUCUGCCUUUCAUCUAAUGGCAUCAUAAUGGCUUGGAAUCAAUCUCUUCACAUGCUCAGCACCUUCACUUUGAAUGGUAUUGUUGUUGCUAGAGUGAAGCUUCCCUUUUCUGGAAGCAUAAGCUGCAUGGAAAUUUCUUUUGAUGGACAGACUGCUUUGGUUGGGGUGAACUGCUCUCAGAAGGAAGGAUCUCUUGACAGCAGCAGGUCUUGGAAGUCAAAGCAACUGGAAACUGAAGCCCUUUCCUCGGGAUUGGAUGAGAAACAGGAAGAUUGUAUGUUGGAUAUAGCAUUACCUUCAAUUUGCUUUCUCGAUCUAUAUACCUUAAAGGUUGUACAUACAUUGAAUCUUAAAGCUGGGCAGGAUAUAACAGCCAUAGCUUUGAACAAGGACAACACUAAUCUUCUGGUCUCCACGAUGGAUAGGCAAUUGAUAAUAUUCACGGACCCAGCUUUGAGCUUAAAAGUGGUGGAUCAAAUGCUGAAGCUCGGUUGGGAAGGCGAUGGACUUAGCCCUCUCAUAAAAUGAUUGGGCCAUGUAUUGUUUGAAACUAAAAUAUUGAAAGUCUUUGUGGAAGAGGUAAACAGGAGUUAUAUCCUUGUAAUCUGACUGCCAAAUUGUUCAGACUUCAGAUGCUGUUUUUGUAUUUCUCAUCUGACAAUGACAAUUUGGUUUGUAUUGUAUGUAAUCAUCUUCAUGUAUUUAUGUAUCAACACGAGGUUACGAAAAUAGGUUUGAUAAAGGCUAGUUUAGGUACAUUUUUGACUUGAAUGAGUUGUAAAUUCUUCGGUAUUCAUACAGGUUAGGCUGUAAAACCCUCUGUUCAGUUAAACAAGAAUACAAAUAUACGGUUGCCAGUUCCUUUUACAUAAUAAAAUCUGGAGUUGCCUUAUUCUUUUGA
This is a messenger RNA of Chenopodium quinoa (quinoa), 9992 nucleotides long. Its product is annotated as BEACH domain-containing protein C2-like. The record is from RefSeq and is a predicted model, not a curated record. The coding region runs from base 668 to 9619 and encodes 2983 amino acids. Lineage: Eukaryota; Viridiplantae; Streptophyta; Magnoliopsida; Caryophyllales; Amaranthaceae. Gene Ontology annotation, molecular function: protein binding. The transcript has 32 exons.